AAAAGUAGGAGACCUCUGAACUGAGAUAAAGUGUACUAGAAAGGUUUAUAUGACACCUAAAGCAAGGCCUGCAUGGGCCAGAGCUCAGAUAAAGUGUUUUUUAUGACAGCUGCACAUCAUAACUGUUUGAACCGAACACUGAGUUCACUGACUUUCAUUUCUGUGGACAUGACGUCUUCCAUGCAACGGAAAAUUAACUUUCUCACACACAACCACAGCUUCAAAGUAUAGGUGCAUGUGUGUGAGYGUGUCUGUGUAACUUCAGGAAAACAUACACAAUGGAUAAAUAACUUAAAAGUAAAACUAUCUGCAUGCUUGUGUUUAACAAACAUUUUUAUUGCUUUACGACCACUUCCAUCGUGUUUAAAAUGUGUGGAAUUAACGGAGGUGGGGAAAAUUUUUCACGGACGUGACCAAAAGGUGGCAGUGUUGGGUUUUAUACUGGUGCGCUGAGACACGACUAACUCCUCAAACCUCGUCUUAAUUUUAAUUUUAUUUUAUUUUAUUUCAUUUUUAUUUUUCACAUUUUGAUCCUUUGUGACAUAUUCUCAGGGAUAUAGAUGCCACAUUUGUUUAACAUCAACUUAAAGUAAGCAAUGAUGUAGAAGGAAAACUGCUUUAUAAAUUAAUAAAGUCAUCAAUAACUUUUCGGGGAAUACAAAUUAUAUUUGUUGCUAAAAAUGAUUAAAAUGAUCAUAAACAAUAAUCAUUGUCUAUCUACCUAUAUAUUUUAAAUAUUUUCAAAGUUUAACAGUAAAUCAAGCGCACUUUGCCUAUUUAUUUAUGACAAAACGCAUCAUGUUAUAACUAAAAUAAAAACGGGUUUCUUUUAAAAACAAGUGUAGAAAUUCAGAGCACUGAGGCAACAGAACCUGUUUCCCAGCUGACAGUCAGCUGCUGGCUUCUGACAGUUGUGAAAAGUUUCUGUUCAGCUUCUGAUAUGUUAAUUAGCUCUCCGAGUGUGCGACCCCAUUGGCUCUUUGUCCGAGUCAAUUUCCCUUUUCCAUCCUGACGUCAGGGCGGCUACAAUGCUUUUAAACUCAUCUGCUCUGUGAUCCCACUAAACAGUCGUCCCACACGUCAGCGGCAUCACUCAGGCUGCGUUCACUCCUAAAAAAACUCCUGUUUGACUUUUUUUUCUCCUUCCUUCUUUCCCUCUCUCCGCUGCGCGUAAUGUGCUCCUGCAUGAAGAAGCCGUAAAGUGUUAAAUGUUUGAAACACAAACCCGCCGUGUUUCACAUGCUGAAAAGGGACUCCGCUCCUCGUGCGCGCGGCACUGCUGCGUCUGUGCAAUAGACUCUGCAAAGACAAACUCCUCUCACACGCCWGCAAGUCCGCGGCUGCGAAAAGGGACGCUGAAAAGCUCCGUUUUCAGUUUCAAGACAAACGCUUUAAAAAAACGAAAAUCAAACUGGCUCACGUUCUUCCCAGCCAGACCAGUUUCACAGCUGCUCUUCACCCCAGUUGGAGGACUGUCAGCAGCAAGAGGAUGGCAUCAGAGCUGGCAAUGAGCAACUCCGACCUGCCCACCAGUCCCCUGGCCAUGGAAUAUGUUAAUGACUUCGAUCUGAUGAAGUUUGAAGUGAAAAAGGAGCCGGUGGAGCCCGAUCGCAACAUCAGCCAGUGCAGUCGCCUUAUCGCCGGGGGAUCCUUGUCUUCCACCCCGAUGAGCACGCCUUGCAGCUCGGUGCCCCCUUCCCCGAGCUUCUCGGCGCCCAGUCCGGGCUCGGGGAGCGAGCAGAARACACACAUAGAGGAUUUCUACUGGAUGUCCGGUUACCAACAGCAGCUGAAUCCAGAGGCGCUGGGCUUCAGCCCCGAGGACGCAGUGGAAGCUCUGAUCAACAGCAGUCACCAGCUCCAGUCCUUCGAUGGCUACGCCAGAGGCCAGCAGUUCGCUGGCGCAGCCGGAGCAGGAGGCGCCAUGGCCGGGGAAGAGAUGGGCUCCGCCGCGGCGGUGGUGUCAGCCGUCAUCGCCGCGGCGGCCGCUCAGAACGGAGCGCAGCACCACCACCACCAUCACCACCACCACAGCAGCAGCCACCACCAGGCGCCGGGCGUCCAGUCCAACGGCUCUUCUGGGACGGGCCACCCCCACAUGCGCCUGGAGGAGCGCUUCUCGGACGAGCAGCUGGUCACCAUGUCGGUGCGGGAGCUGAAYCGGCAGCUGCGGGGGGUCAGCAAAGAAGAAGUGAUCAGAYUGAAGCAGAAGAGGAGGACCCUAAAGAACAGAGGCUACGCUCAGUCCUGCCGGUUCAAGCGGGUCCAGCAGCGGCACGUCCUGGAGGGAGAGAAGACGCAGCUCAUGCAGCAGGUCGAGCACCUAAAGCAGGAGAUCUCCAGGCUGGUCCGGGAGAGGGACGCGUACAAAGAAAAGUAUGAGAAGCUCAUCAGCAACGGCUUCAGAGAAAACGGUUCCAGCAGUGACAACAACCCGUCAUCCCCGGAGUUUUUCAUGUCAUCGAGAAAAUUUCUCCAUCUGUGAUUUCACGCCCCCCUCCCCCCUCCUUCCCUGCAUUUGGAUCCUUGAGAUACCCUAACAACUGAGCAGUGAUGACAUCUGAGCGGCUGACCAAUCGCACCUACAAAGCACAACAAUCAUAAUGAAGACAAGACCUGCAAAAAUCCCUCAAAAUCCUACAACAGAAUUCAUCAUAAUCUCUUCCUGCUCCUGUCCUUUUUUCUUGGUAUUUUACUUGCAGCUUUUUUUCUACAAAAUAUGAAAAAAAGAGGAAAAAAAAGCAACAACAACAGAGACUCAUAAUCAUGAGAUGAUUUACAACACCAGAUAACUACUUUGGAAUAACUAUUUUCUUUUCAGUGGGGAAGAUCAAUAAUGCAUGUUACUGUAAAUAGAUCCUAAUAAAGCCCUGUUCUUAUUCCUGAAACAGGAAUCAUACCAAGUUGCUGUCAGCAAAUUCAUAACCUUCAUUACUGUGAAUAGAGUACUCAUGGUUUGAUUUUUCAUGUAAAAAAAAAAAAAUCUGAGUUCUUCUUAUAUCUCAAAGGCCCGCGAAAAGUUCAUUUCAGAUAUAAUUUCUGUUGUCUUUGGUGUUGUUUGAGCUGUAAAAAUGUACUUCUUAUUCUCUUUCUGUAACAGCUUAGUCUUCCUCUCCAAUAAUCAUAUUACAUGUAUAUAGAGAUGAGUGAGAAUAACAGCAUGGACAAGACUAUAGUUUAUAUUUACCAGCCUGUUAGACCACAAAUCUCAUUGAGUUAGCAUUUUGAAACUCUGGCAUUCAGUAGCUAAAUACAUACAGUAUCUCCAGGUAUUUUUUUUCAGUGUGUAUGAAUAGAUAUGCAAAAUCAUUAGAGAUAAAUAUUGUCUUAUAAGGCAGAAACUCAUUUGGUUUCAUCACUUUUUUUGUUUACUUUUGCUGGGGAAAGCUGGAUCAUCAUUAACCUGACUUAACACUGUUGGCUGUUGUACUUUUUUAUGUUUUCAUUAUGAUUUAUUGUAAUUUGUAAUGUUUAUCUACAACUGCUUAUUAGAGGUAUUCCCCCCUGCAAUAACUGCCCUCUAAAUACCCGUGUAUUGCCUGUUGUAGCAAAGCUGCUGUCAGUCAGAAUGGGACACCUUUUUUUAUUUCUCUUUGCAUGGUUUCAAACCGUGCUUUAUUCCUGAGCCUACACAUGGGCAAAAAAAAGGUGGAAUUCCUCACUGACUGCAAUGUGGACAUGAGGACUCUGACCUUCGUCUUCCAUGAACUAUGAAGAUAAGCAUAUGCACUGACAGAUAACAUGCCCAGCCAAUGAAACGGAUGACCUCAAAGAUUAGUCUUUCACUGUUGAAGACAGAAAACAUUUGCAUGGACAACAAGGGAAAGCAAAACUAGCUUGUUGAACAACUACUCUCCGCCAUUGUGCAUCCUCUACCUCUCAAUGUGUGCUGUGCAUCGAGGAGCUGAUGUCUUAUCAGUGACUCCCUUUUUUAUGCCCACAGUUCACUUUUCUGCUGCAUGUCCCCUCAGAGCCUCACGUGGGAAGUUCAGCACUGAAUGCUACAUAGCGAUGGGGAAACCAACGAUUUACUUUGAAGCAAAUGUACACAUUGCUUGUUGCUGUAUAUAUGUAUACUAUGACCAGUAUAUGUAGUUUCAGAUGGUGUACUCUGCAUGUUAACUUGUAGAUGGAACACGACAACUAUUCAUAGACAAGGACAAGCAGGUAUCCAUUCAGUUGAACUGAUAAACYAGUGUAAGUUUAA
Messenger RNA from Austrofundulus limnaeus, 4207 nucleotides. RefSeq names its product MAF bZIP transcription factor a (gene mafa). Gene Ontology annotation, molecular function: RNA polymerase II cis-regulatory region sequence-specific DNA binding; DNA-binding transcription factor activity, RNA polymerase II-specific. Bases 1490 to 2485 code for a protein of 331 amino acids. Gene Ontology annotation, biological process: regulation of transcription by RNA polymerase II. The transcript is spliced from 3 exons. Gene Ontology annotation, cellular component: nucleus. The record is from RefSeq and is a predicted model, not a curated record. NCBI's taxonomy places the organism in Eukaryota, Metazoa, Chordata, Actinopteri, Cyprinodontiformes, Rivulidae.